AUGUCUUGUUACAGUGGCAUUGGAAGGGAGACAGCGGCGACACUUGUGCGGAGGAAUGCCCAUGUGGUUCUGGCCUGCCGGAACGCUGAAAGGGGCGAAAAACUGCGGAAGGAGCUCUACGAAGAGGGGGUGCAGCUGCUGGAUGUGGCAUCUCUUGAGUCCGUGCGCAGCUUUGCCAAGUCAUGGCAGCAGCAAAAUCGGCCACUGCACAUGCUCGUCAACAACGCUGGAAUAUUCUCAAUGGGAGCUGAGCGGAGCUUGACGGAGGAUGGCUUUGAGGCGCACAUGGGCACAAAUCACCUGGGCCCAUUCCUUUUAACCAUGCUGUUGCUACCAAACCUCAGGCAGACAGCCAAGAGGAGCAACCACAGCUUACCAGUUCGGAUUGUGAAUGUCUCUUCGAAAAUGCAUGAGCUUGCGCCGAGCAUCGACACAGCCGACCCUCACUUUGGAGAGCAGAAGGCCUAUUCCUCUCUUGCCGCAUACAAUCGCAGCAAGCUAGCUCAGAUUCUCUUCACGGCGGAGCUGCGGCGGCGGCUGCCAGGCGACUGCGGGGUAACCGCGGCGGCAGUGCACCCGGGUGAGGUCAUGACUGAUGUCGCGGACAACUGCUACUUUGGGUCAGACUGCCGCUGCUCCUCUCCCAGUAAGCAUGCGCUGGACCCUGCCCUGGGACAGUGGCUGUGGAGCUGGUCUGCUGACAUGGUCAAGCUGCCUGCCAAAUAUGAAAUCAAGGCCCAUUCCAGUUCCUAG
This is a messenger RNA of Coccomyxa subellipsoidea C-169, 753 nucleotides long. Its product is annotated as NAD(P)-binding protein. The record is from RefSeq and is a predicted model, not a curated record. The transcript is spliced from 7 exons. The coding region runs from base 1 to 753 and encodes 250 amino acids. Lineage: Eukaryota; Viridiplantae; Chlorophyta; Trebouxiophyceae; Coccomyxaceae.